UUUGGUCAGUGUACAAAGGGCUGGACUCUUGUUUUUUAUAAGAGUAAAGAAUCUGCUUUUCUUGCAGCAGAACUUCUCAGUAACUCAUACAGGUGGUCUGCUCUUGUCUCAUCUACAUUAAGACUCCAGGGGAUGGCCAUGGAUGAUCAACCUGACUUCUUUGAAAACAAGGACCUUUUGAGAGAAAUUAAAGAAGCAAUGGAUAAGAGUCAUGCUGAAGGAGCUGCAAAGAUCCAGGACUAUUUGAAGGAGCAGAGUAACACUCCAUUAAAUAUUGGUAUCACAGGAGAGUCUGGCUCUGGUAAAUCCACCUUUGUUAAUGCCUUUAGAGGCAUAGAUAACAAAGAUGAAAGAGCUGCUCCUACUGGUUAUGUAGAAACCACCAAGAAGGUUACAGCAUACCCCCAUCCAAACUAUCCCAAUGUUACACUGUGGGAUCUUCCUGGCAUUGGCACCACCAGUUUUCCAGCUCACAAGUACCUGGAGCAUGUUGGAUUUGAGAAGUUUGACUUCUUCAUCAUCAUCUCAGACACUCGCUUCAGAGAAAAUGAUGUGAAGCUCGCUCAGGAGAUUCAGAAGAUGGGGAAAAAGUUCUACUUUGUUCGCUCAAAGAUUGACCAUAACAUACGUGAUGCAGAAAGAAGUCAGAGGGAGUUCAAUGCAGAAAGGACUCUUGAAGAAAUCAGGGAAAACUGCAUUAAAGGUCUUCAAGAACAAGAUGUUAAGUCUCCACAAGUCUUCCUGGUGUCCAGCUUUGAUCUCCAACUGUAUGAUUUCCAUCAGUUAGAGGAGACCCUGGAGAGAGAGCUCCCUGCACACAAGAGGAAUGCUCUGCUGUUUGCCAUGCCCAAUGUCAGCCUGGAGAUCAUCAACAAGAAGAAAGAGGCUUUACAGGCAAAAAUAAAGUACUAUGCCAGUGUAUCUGCACUCAUAGCAUCUGCACCAGUUGCUGGGCUCUCAUUUGCUGCUGAUGUAACCAUUCUGGUUGAGACCGUUAAAAUGUACCAAGUUACGUUUGGUCUUGAUAGCAAAUCACUGGAGAAUCUUGCUCUCAGUGCAUGUGUGCCUUUGAAUGAUCUUAGAGCAGUGAUGAAAUCACCACUGGCUGCAAAGGAAAUAACCAAAGAUCUUAUCAUGAAGUUAAUGUCCUUGUCUGCAGGUGAAAUUGCACUAAUGGCAGCAGAGGAGGGGUCCAGGUUUAUUCCAUUAUUGGGAAUCCCAGCAGCAAUGGGCCUCUCUUUUAUCUCUACCUACAGAGCUCUCAGUACUUUCCUCAACAUGCUUGCUGAGGAUGCACAGAGGGUGUUUACAAAGGCCCUGGGUUUGAACACCUCAGUGUGAUUUUGAAAAUGGAGUGGCAUUGGCAUUUAAUGAGGCAUUUAAAACGGCAGAGUACACUAAAGCUUUUGAAUUCAAACAUUGUAUUUUUUUUAAAAUAUAGAGUAUACAAAUCAUAGUUUUUUAAUCUUGAGGCACAUUUUUAGAAAACAUGCAUAAUCAGAUUUUUAAGGUGGCCAUUAAGUGCAAACCACAACAGCAAUUUGCCACAACACUACAGCAAGUUGCCACAACAUGACAGCAAAUCGCCACAACAAAUUGCUGUUGUGGUUUGCACUUCAGUGCCACCGUAGGUUUUGCAGUUGAUCACUCCAGUGCCGACUAUGAAUGUAGGUGUUAUUUACUCUGUUGAUAUUAAUAAAAAACCUUCUAUAACUUAUAAGCACA
Micropterus salmoides (largemouth bass) is the source of this 1725-nucleotide messenger RNA. RefSeq names its product interferon-inducible GTPase 5-like. The record is from RefSeq and is a predicted model, not a curated record. Gene Ontology annotation, molecular function: GTP binding. Lineage: Eukaryota; Metazoa; Chordata; Actinopteri; Centrarchiformes; Centrarchidae. Gene Ontology annotation, cellular component: membrane. The transcript is spliced from 3 exons. The coding region runs from base 133 to 1341 and encodes 402 amino acids.